Leopardus geoffroyi (Geoffroy's cat) is the source of this 2542-nucleotide messenger RNA. It is a transcript of the gene SMG9, whose product is annotated as SMG9 nonsense mediated mRNA decay factor. Lineage: Eukaryota; Metazoa; Chordata; Mammalia; Carnivora; Felidae. The record is from RefSeq and is a predicted model, not a curated record. The coding region runs from base 538 to 2100 and encodes 520 amino acids. Gene Ontology annotation, biological process: nuclear-transcribed mRNA catabolic process, nonsense-mediated decay. The transcript has 14 exons.
GGGGAUGUUACCUGAGUAAUAGAGAGAGACUCAUUGGUUUUAGGGGAUGCCCCACAUACAAACUUGUAAAUGUAUAUUUACAAGUGUUAGAGAGUCCUUAAAAAAAUAGUGUAAAUAGACUCUGAAGUUAUUGGGGGUGGUGGUGUGUAAAUACAGAGUUGGGAAUUAGAGAAGUCUCCCCUCAGAGUUUGCAAAUAGACACUUAGGUUCUGGAAGAGUCCCUAAAGGGGGCAUAUGAAGAGAUGCUUAAGCACUGAGGAAACUCCCCCAAAGAAUGCCUAGUUAGAUUCGUAACAUCUGGGAGGUCACUGUAAGAGCCCUGUAAAUAAACACAAAUAGACUGGCUUUAUACAUUUUGGGAGGCUCCCCAGAGGAGCCUGGAAACAUGGGGGGUCCCCAAACUAUGUAGGUGGACUCAUUCUGGGGAGCUCCCCCAUAGAGCUGUUCAAUAGACCCAAAUACUGUGGAAGUUUCCAGAAAAAAAAAAAACAUGCAAAUGGACACUUGCUACAUGAGAAGGGGCUUCUCUUGGCAACCAUGUCUGAGUCUGGCCAUAGUCAGCCUGGGCUCUAUGGGAUAGAGAGGCGGCGACGCUGGAAAGAGCCUGGCCCCGGUGGCCCCCAGAACCUCUCCGGGCCUGGUGGUCGGGAGAGGGACUACAUUGCCCCAUGGGAGAGAGAGAGACGGGAUGGCAGCGAAGAGACCAGCACAGCGGUCAUGCAGAAAACCCCCAUCAUCCUCUCAAAACCUCCAGCAGAGCGGUCUAAGCAGCCGCCACCCCCAACAGCCCCGGCUGCCCCACCUGCCCCAGCCCCUCUCGAGAAGCCUAUCGUCCUCAUGAAACCACGGGAAGAGGGGAAAGGGCCUGCGGCUGCGACAACCACCUCCACCCCCGAGGGCGCUGCCCCAGCACCCCCUGCAGCCCCCGCACCGCCCAAGGGAGAGAAGGAGGGACAGAGACCCACGCAGCCUGUGUACCAGAUCCAGAACCGAGGCAUGGGCACUGCCGCACCCGCAGCCAUGGACCCUGUCGUGGGCCAGGCCAAACUACUGCCCCCAGAACGCAUGAAGCACAGCAUCAAGUUGGUAGAUGACCAGAUGAAUUGGUGUGACAGCGCCAUUGAGUACCUGUUGGAUCAGACCGAUGUGUUGGUGGUUGGUGUCCUGGGCCUUCAGGGGACAGGCAAGUCCAUGGUCAUGUCAUUGUUGUCAGCGAACACUCCUGAGGAGGACCAGAGGGCGUACGUUUUCCGGGCCCAGAGUGCCGAGAUGAAGGAACGAGGGGGCAACCAGACCAGUGGCAUUGACUUCUUUAUUACCCAAGAGCGGAUUGUUUUCCUGGACACACAGCCCAUCCUGAGCCCCUCCAUCUUGGACCACCUUAUCAACAAUGACCGCAAGCUGCCUCCAGAGUACAACCUGCCCCACACCUACGUUGAGAUGCAGUCGCUCCAGAUCGCGGCCUUCCUCUUCACGGUCUGCCACGUGGUGAUCGUUGUCCAGGACUGGUUCACAGACCUCAGUUUAUACAGGUUCCUCCAGACGGCAGAGAUGGUGAAGCCCUCUACCCCAUCCCCCAGCCACGAGUCCAGCACUUCCUCAGGCUCUGACGAAGGCACUGAGUACUACCCCCACCUGGUCUUCCUGCAGAACAAAGCUCGCCGAGAAGACUUCUGUCCUCGAAAGCUGCGCCAGAUGCACCUGAUGAUUGACCAGCUCAUGGCUCACUCCCACUUGCGUUACAAGGGUACUCUGUCCAUGUUACAGUGCAACGUCUUCCCUGGGCUCCCACCUGACUUCCUGGACUCUGAGGUCAAUUUGUUCCUGGUGCCCUUCAUGGACAGCGAAGCAGAGAGUGAAAACCCGCCUCGGGCAGGACCCGGUUCCAGCCCGCUCUUCUCCCUGCUCCCUGGGUACCGUGGCCACCCCAGUUUCCAGUCCCUGGUGAGCAAGCUCCGGAGCCAAGUGAUGUCCAUGGCCCGGCCACAGCUGUCACACACCAUCCUCACGGAGAAGAACUGGUUCCACUACGCUGCCCGGAUCUGGGACGGCGUAAAGAAGUCCUCUGCCCUGGCGGAGUACAGCCGCCUGCUGGCCUGAGGCCGAGGGAGGAACGUCAUGCAGAGAACCCCCCUCUGGGUCCUCACGGAUGGUGAGGGAGCACACGCGUCCUACCCCCCUGGUGGGGUGGAAAGUGGCGGCAGGUCUGAUGGACGAGGGACCACGACAUCCUCGCCCAGAGACGCGAGGCGUCCAGGGCCAGGCCUCCCAUCCUCAACGGAGUGUUGUUCAGGGGCAACUCUGAGAUCCCACCCCCAACCUGGGCCAGGGCGGCCCAUCUCAGUCCCCUGCAGGGACAGGCAGUGGGAGUAGUCUGGUCACGGAGAAUCCCAGGUUCCAUCUUGACCUCCCUCGGCAGGGACAGGAGCAACAGGGUCCCUCCUCCCUGACUCUGAGCCCUUUCCUAUAAGGUGCGGCAGGGUCUGGGGAGCUCUUCGUUGGGGCAGGUCUGGUGGUUCGAAUAAAGAGUCAUGCAAGCCUG